Messenger RNA from Staurois parvus, 252 nucleotides. NCBI's taxonomy places the organism in Eukaryota, Metazoa, Chordata, Amphibia, Anura, Ranidae. The record is from the annotation of a GenBank genome assembly.
UGCAGCAGCAAUCGGUGGCACGCUGUCUGUGCCCAAUCACAGCUGAUCACAUCUGUCACGCCUAUCAGUGCCCGUCAGUGCUGCCUAUCAGUGCCGCCUAACAGUGCCAGUCAGCGCCACCUAACAGUGCCAGUUAGUGCCUCCUAUCAGUGCCGCCUAUCAGUGCCACCUAUCAGUGCCAUAUAUGAGUGCUGCCUUUCAAUGCCCAUCAGUGAUGCCUGUCAAUGCCCAUCAGUGCCACCUACCAGUGCA